CGAGCAGCAGCCGCCGCCAUUUUGUGCGCGUCCGUGUUUUCCCCCACCCCCGCUCCCCUCUCCGCGGCGGCCGGGACGCCCCGCGCCUCGUGCCGGGCAGGCGAGGCGAAGCCAAGGCCUCGGGCCGGGCCUCGGGAGCCACCGGGGGCCGCGAAGCCGCGCCGCUGGCAGCGAGAGAGGGGGAAAGAAGCGGCAAAACGGAAAAGGGGGGGAACGAGCCUCCGGCGCUGCCCCCCGACGGGAGGAGGAGUCUCGGCGCCAGGCCCGGGCGCGGCACCGGCAUGGAGAACUCGCAGCUCUGCAAGCUGUUCAUCGGCGGCCUCAACGUGCAGACCACGGAGGCCGGGCUGCGGGAGCACUUCGCGGCCUACGGCACGCUGACCGACUGCGUGGUGGUGCUCAACCCGCAGACCAAGCGCUCCCGCUGCUUCGGCUUCGUCACGUACUCGGCGGUGGAGGAGGCGGACGCCGCCAUGGCCGCCUCUCCUCACGCCGUGGACGGGAACUCGGUGGAGCUGAAGCGCGCCGUGUCCCGGGAGGACUCGGCCAAACCCGGCGCCCACGCGAAGGUGAAGAAGCUGUUCGUGGGCGGCCUGAAGGGGGACGUGGGCGAAGGGGACCUGGUGCAGCACUUCAGCCAGUUCGGCCCGGUGGAGAAGGCCGAGAUCAUCGCCGACAAGCAGAGCGGCAAGAAGCGCGGCUUCGGCUUCGUCUACUUCCAGAACCACGACGCGGCCGACAAAGCGGCCGUGGUGAAGUUCCACCCGAUCCAGGGCCACCGCGUGGAGGUGAAGAAGGCCGUGCCCAAGGAGGACAUCCAGGCGGGCGGGGGCGGCUCCGCGCGGCCCUCGCGGGGCGGCCGGGGCGGAGGACGGGGUCGGGGCGGCGGCGGAUCCGGUAACCGGGACCACAACGGGCUGUCCAAGGGCGGCGGCGGCUACAACAGCUACGGCGGCUACGGCGGAGGGGGCGGCGGCGGCUACGGCGGCUACGGCGGCGGCUCGUACGGCGGCGGAGGGGGAGGCGGCGACUACGGCAACGGGUACGGCGGGUUCGGCAGCUACAGCCAGCACCAGUCCUCGUACGGCCCCAUGAAGAGCGGCGGAGGAGGGGGCGGAGGGGGCGGCGGCUGGGGGGGCCGCAGUAACAGUGGACCGUACAGAGGAGGUUACGGCGGGGGAGGGUACGGGGGCGGCUCGUUCUGAGCCGGAACGCCCGAACCCCUUGGGCCGGGGCGGCUUCUCGACGGUUUCUCCCUCGCCCGCCGAAGGGCAGCUCCUCUUAAACGCCUCCCCGCUGC
Messenger RNA from Phasianus colchicus (ring-necked pheasant), 1300 nucleotides. RefSeq names its product heterogeneous nuclear ribonucleoprotein A0 (gene HNRNPA0). The record is from RefSeq and is a predicted model, not a curated record. Gene Ontology annotation, cellular component: catalytic step 2 spliceosome. Gene Ontology annotation, molecular function: mRNA 3'-UTR binding. Gene Ontology annotation, biological process: mRNA splicing, via spliceosome. Lineage: Eukaryota; Metazoa; Chordata; Aves; Galliformes; Phasianidae.